Messenger RNA from Trypanosoma brucei brucei TREU927, 1266 nucleotides. RefSeq lists its product as hypothetical. Gene Ontology annotation, cellular component: COG complex. The transcript has a single exon. The coding region runs from base 1 to 1266 and encodes 421 amino acids. The record is from RefSeq and is a predicted model, not a curated record. NCBI's taxonomy places the organism in Eukaryota, Euglenozoa, Kinetoplastea, Trypanosomatida, Trypanosomatidae. Gene Ontology annotation, biological process: Golgi organization; intracellular protein transport; retrograde vesicle-mediated transport, Golgi to endoplasmic reticulum.
AUGCAUGAUUUGGUCGCUGUUGUAGAAUGUCUUUCCACUUGCUUAACUCCCAUUUUGCAGUGUGUGGAGAGGAAUGUUGAGCUUAUUUCCUGCUUUGAGGCAGUAAGGCAGCUUAGUAUUAAAAUUGAUUCUACUCCUCCGAAGGUAUGUGUUGGUGCUGAGGACGGAAGAAACGUUAAAAACAGUUUGUGUAGGCGGGACGAUAUUGCAGAGCAAAUUAAUUUUUAUACUCAAACUGAGCUUGCACACAUAUUCGAGCAACCUAAGGUGCUGGAAUCAUUUGCACGGCGAGAAGCAGAGCGCGUGGAAGACCUCUUAAAGGAUUCGCAAUCUAUCAUGAAGUAUGAUCGAUUUCAAGUAGUUAUGAAUGGACUGAUGGAAGCUGUAAAGGCCGUUCUUCAGUUCUUUCCUGACAAAACAUUACCGAUCUGUGUGAGCCGAUGGAAGGUGGCACUCGUCCAGUCGCUGACAUUUUUUCAACCCGCACCUCACACGCACCAGACGGAGUUGUUAGAGCGCCUUUCAGCGUUACGCAAAAUUGUUCAACAAUUGCUUCUGUCUACGCAGAAAAUGUGCGAAGACUAUGUCAAAUCUGCGGAGGUGCGCCGACUACGUCCAACUGAGGUUGAGUCUAUCAAUAGUCAACUAAGUGAACAGCUGUGGCGGCCACUAAACAAUGUACUGGUGAUUUGUGCUGCUGAAUGCCAGCAGGCUAUAAAACAAACUGUCAUUGCUCCCGUUAUUGCCACAGCUGACGGUUAUGAGUCGCAACCACUCUGGAGGUUACAGUCGAGUAACGGAGGAAGCGCUGUGAUUUCCAAUUCUGUGCUACACACGCCAUUACAUCUUGCGCCUAGUGAAAUGGUGCGCGGCUUUGGUGAAGCCAUUGUGGAAAUACCAUUAGCACUCGAAUCAUUACGGGGUGGCAGCGAGGGACGGUUCGACGGCAUUGAAGAGUUACUCGAAGAAGUAACGGAAUAUUGGUUAGAUGAUAUUGUGCGCACGGCGGUAUCGGACUUUAUUGAGUCUAAAGUGGCCAACAUUAUAAUGUGUUUCCCACUUAAUAGCGACGAUGCUGCGGCCCUUGCAGUAGAACAACUUGUAACCGACUUGAGUUAUUUGAAAAGCAUUCUGGCUGCAGUUAGUGAUGAUCCUUUCGAGCGACUGGAAAGCGUUCUCUCCCGAUUAAAAACUGCAAGUAUAAAAUCUGGAAGCACAAUCGCCAUUCGAGAACUUAUAGCUGAACAGGGACAGUCGAAAGAAUAA